Messenger RNA from Lingula anatina, 1781 nucleotides. Its product is annotated as transmembrane protein 53. Lineage: Eukaryota; Metazoa; Brachiopoda; Lingulata; Lingulida; Lingulidae. The record is from RefSeq and is a predicted model, not a curated record.
UACGGGGAAAAAAGCACCAAACAGGUGCCCUCAAUUUUUCCACAGUGUUUUGCACGGAAGCCCGGCGUGCGCGUAUGUAAACUGAGCUAAGCGAUCGCCGCGGUUACCCUUCACCAACAAGAAGACCGAAGAAAUAUUUCGGUGGAAUUCUUUAGAGAGAGAGAGAUCAACAACUGGGUUUAACCAUAUUUCUACCUGUAACUUGAGAACAAAUUUAAAGGACCAAUGCCGAGUGAACUCGAAUACUGCAUCACGUUUCCGUGGAGAGACGAAAAGGCCCGAAAGCCGAGCGAGACGAGAGAGCCUGUGGUGAUAUUGCUGGGCUGGGCUCAGUCUACGGACGGCGAGUUGGCCGAAUACAGCGCCAUCUAUGAACAAAGCGGCUACAUAUGUAUCAGCUACAGCAUCCCUUUCUUCCCCGACAUGUUUUUCGGACAGCGGCGUCUUCGGCGGACGGCGGCGAAGAUAUACGAUGUGAUCGCGGACCAUGAACUGGAAAAACAUCCCAUUUUCAUUCACAUCUUCGGUGCCGGCGGUCAGGCCAUGUACCGCCACUUCUUGGAGGCGAUGCAAGCGGAGGAGAGCGUCCCAGAUGGGAAAGGUCGCACCCUUCAGGUUGCCGGCGUCAUUUUUGACAGCGCGCCCGUGCAGACCGGCUUUUUCGGCGUCAUCAAGAGUUACAUGAACUCCCUCCGGGUGUCGGCAGUCCUGAAGCCCAUUUGCGGUCUCUUCCUUGGACUCUACGUUCUGUUUCACUACGUCUGGCACAUCAUCAAAAGGAUGUUCUUCUUUCCAGGAUGCGCCGUGUUUACCACUUGGGACAUUAUUAGAGCAGACAAAUCUCGGUGUCCAGAGCUCUUCCUCGGUUCCACGGCCGACGCCAUUGCAACACCGAAAAGCGUGAAGUACAUGGUGGAGCAACGGAAAAACCGCGGGGUUGACGUCACUUCCGUCGUCUGGGAUGACUCCGCCCACUUAGAGCACAUGCAGAAACAUCGGGAGGCGUAUGCAGCGCAGUGCUACGGUUUUAUCUCACAGAUAAUGGGGGCAAGACUCAAUAUGCUCAGAUAUACCAAAUAGACCUCAAAUAAAAAAGAAACAUUUUAGCCCAUUUAAAACUUGGGAAAAACCAGAAGCACGAAAAAGACUGAUAAUUAUAUAUUAUUAAGGACGGCGAAAAAAGAAACAAUUUGGUUAAGCUUUAUGGUCCAUUGCAGAUUACAUGGCUUUAAAGCAUAGAUGUAAAACGACACUGAAAGCCCUCCGGUAUGCAAUUGAUUUGGAUAGGACCAGUUGCCGAUGAAAAGUGAAUUCUGUAUCAUAUGAGGUAUCCCACAGACUCGCGCGAAUUCUCGCGGGAUUUGAAGAAGAGUGGGAUCAAAAAUUAAUGGCAAACUGGCGGCUGCAGUUGUGGUGCCACGGUGAAUCAUAUAGGACAGGCUGUUUUUUUUUUUUUUUUUUUUUUUUUUUCACAGAUAAUUUACUUGUGGUUUUCUCUUUAAUUCGGUUGAAUGUACAGCUCUUUGACGACAGCGUGUAUUCACCACAUGUUGCGUGUUUCUAUUGUAUUGGUACCUAAGACGACAUUUCUGGCGUAUAGAGUUUCACUCUUGUUUGGCAGAUUCGCCUGUCUAAGGUGGUUUCCACCGGGUCUAUUAAGUUGGGUUGAAAUUUAUGAUGGUUGAUUGCAAUUGAUAUAUGUAUACAUACAGAUUAUCAUUUUCAUUUACCGAAAGAAGUUAUCAAUAAAUAUUCACCAAGAGAACAAGUUUUUUAAGUAU